AUGUCCAGACCUAAUGGGGCCAGGAGGUCUGAUGUGUCUGUGUCCUCUACUUCCAGCCCCAAGGCCAUCCCCUGCCACGCCACAAAGACUAGCACCAAGGCAGAGUCCAGACAGGGGCAGAGCCCCUCCCUCAGUGGGGGCCCCAAACCAGGCCAGAAUGGAGCUACUGCUGGCUCAGGAUGGUCAGGCUCAGGGCUGGUGAGGCCACGGGCCAGCUCCAGCUCCCCUCCCAGCAGCUCUAGAGACAGCCUCUCCCAGUCCAGCGACAGCCUCAAGUCCCUCAUGCAGGAUAUUGAGCUGGCCAAGCCUCUGGCCAACACUCAGCUACAUCCACCCAGGACAAACCACAUCAAACCCUCCCAGAUGUUGAACGGGAGGCUGGGCCAUGGGAUGGGCCUCUGCCCGGGCACAGGGAUUGGGACGGGGCUGGGACUGCCCUCUGCUUUGGGCUAUAGACUGAUGCGGUCAGGCCAGACCAAGCAGCAGAAACCACUGUUUACAGGAAGGUUGACGGGGGAGGUCAGGGCUGGAGGAGUGGGGGGCGGGGAUACGGCAGAGUUACCCCCCCUCACCCUCACCCCAGAUCCCCUCAGUGACAGUAACAGGACCUCAGGGGGGCAGCUCAGGGGGACACGGGAGGGGCUAGAGGACAUGUCUCUUUCCUCAGCCUCAUCGCUCUCUCGAGGAGACACCAGCGAGGAGUUCUUGGAUGAUUUUGAUAACCUGACUGAUGGGGACAGGGAUGUCCCUGACAACAAGAAGAGAGGUAGUAUGCCUGUCUUGGGAGGCACCUACAAGGGUUUAGAGUCCCUGGGACGGAGCAUGCACCCAUGUGAGAGCUACGACUAUUCUGACCACCUCAACAACAUAGUGCGUCAACGCUUGGUUUGCCCCAAGGACAUUCUGAACAACCUGGACCACCUGGAGCCAGCUGACCUGGAGGAUGACGACCUCCUGCUGGAUGUGAACCUCCCUGAGGAAGGCUCUCUACACAAUGGCUGUGCCAGCCAAGCAGGAAGGGGAAAGGAAGAAGGAAGAAGGGAGAAGGGAAAGGGAGGCCCUGCUAUUUUAUCCAGCAGGCAGGCUCUAGCUCCAAUGACAGGAGAGGCCCAGUGGUCUCUUCCCUCCCUCCCCAAGCUGGUGACACCCAGCCUGGCCACGAACACAGCCACCCCAGCCUCUCCCUCCCUCUCUGGCCCCAAAUCCUUUCUCAGAAAACAAGACGCUAACGGGAUGUCCCAUUUUGAACGCUCAGAGAGGGGGGGACGACAAGGUCACUGGAGGAGAAGGCAGCAUCACUGGAAUGGACCGGAUCACUUCCACAAUGACACCAGGGAUCCAGUGUUCCAGCAGUAUGAUGGUUAUGCUGGCCCUGUGGGGUUCAGGGUAGGCCACCGGCCCUUUCCUCCCGUAGGGAGACACAAUGGACACACGAGGGCGCUGGACGAGCUCACACUCAAACAUAUGGCCCAGGACUGCAGCUCAGUGAAAAACCAGCUGCUUACACUCAAGAGUUUAUUACAGAUGGAGGACGGUGGCCCAGAGGUUGUUGAGGGCGGUGAAGAGGAUAACAGCAUGACCCUACAGUUGGAGGAGCUAAUGAAGGAGGUGUGGAAGCUCAGGGAGGAGCUGAGGAAUAAGGAGAGAUCAAUCGCUCAGCUCACACUACAGCAACAGCAGCUACAGCAACAGGGGCCUGCUCAUGCUGCCCAGUCCGGGAGGGCUCACUGCCACCAGAGGACACAGUCACUCGGGGGGGACAGACGAACUCACCACGACAAAGCCACACAGACCUCUUGGAGAGGACAAGGACACAGCCAAGCGCCACAAAUACAGCCUUCCAGCCCCAGCCACCACGAGCACCUCACCCAAGAAAGACUAGUAAAAACAGCCCACACCGAGGGCCACAGUGACCCCCAGAGAGGGAGGAGGACCAGGGAAGAUGGAUCCCACUGCACAGACUCUGACCCACCCACUGGAAGUCCGGCCAUGGGUGUGGACACUCCACCAGUGCCUGACCCAGAUGAAUUGAGUGUGCUGCUUAGCACCCAGCUCAACAAACAUAUCAGAGAGUGGCCUGGAACCACCCCCAGUCCCACCCAGGGGCUUGCUGCAGCCAGCAGCCCAACCCCAGGAGCUCUGUCCAGGCCAGAGGGAGGGCAGCGAGCCUCUCCAUUGGGGCCACAGGGCCCUGGCUGCCCUCGCAUCCUGCAGCCGCCACGCCUCCACAAGCGUGUGUCCAUCCCGGCUUUGCCUCAGGGGGGCACUAAUGUCUCUCUUCUUCGAUCUGAGUCUUCAGCGCUGCUGGCCAACCACAGGACCAAGCAGCUGCCGCCUCCCUCCAGGGGCCUGCCCUGCUUCAAUUCUGGUCCCCAGGCGGUGAGCCUGUCUCUGGACCACGGGGUGCUCGCUAAGCCCCGCGCUCUGGGGGUCAGGAGGGACCUUGGGAGAACAAGCCCUCCUAGCCCUAAUCUGGAAAUGCCAGACCUGGGACUGAUCAGAGCCAGAGUCCUGGUUCCCCCCAGCCUCUCACGCAUCCCAAUGCCAAAGAUCCACUGAAGUGUUCACACAUCAAACAUGACGUGUUAUAUACUGUAUAACAUCCCUCCUCUUCCACCUCCUCACGGUUCCUGCUCACCAUGUGUGUGUCCAUAUGUGCGCGUGCCCACAGCUCCUUAUGGACAUUCAGGAACUGCCCUUAACUACUGUUUGAACUUCUGCUGAACUGAACAGAAUAUGUAGCAUAUUCCUGUCUUAAAAUUUACAAAGUGCAAAGGUACAGUGCACAUCUAUUCAAAAUGGCACCUACAGGUUAUGACUGAGAUACACUGAAGGACUGUUUUAUCCUUUAUAAAAUGUCCAGUCACUUGCUAAACAGCCUUUUAUUGCACAUUGUCUUAUGCAGAAAAAGAAUGACUAACAUUUAUAGUUUCUCUUUGCUAAUCUCUCACAUGUACUGUACAUGUUUUUUUUUAAAGAAUGUUCCACUCAACUCUACUCAAACUCACAUGGGUCCUUCCAUUGAAACAGCAGCACAUGGUUUGACUACAGGCUUACAUGACCUCAGAAAUGUUCAAUUCCUCCCAGAGCAUAAAAAAUGACUGAAAGAAAAAAAGCAGAUUGUGGAAAGAAAUAAGGAGUGGACUUUUCUGCUUAAACAGGGAAUGGGUUUAAAGAACAAUCGUUCACUAGAAAGUUUAAAGUAUUUCCUCUAGAGCAUGUCCUUCCACUAAACUCCCUGGUGUACCUCUUUCAGACCAAGUGACAAGUACCACUAAUCUCCCUGAUGUACCUCUUUCAGACCAAGUGACAAGUACCACUAAUCUCCCUGAUGUACCUCUUUCAGACCAAGUGACAGGUACUACUAAACUCCCUGAUGUACCUAUUUCAGACCAAGUGACAAGUACCACUAAUCUCCCUGAUGUACCUCUUUCAGACCAAGUGACAGGUACUACUAAACUCCCUGAUGUACCUAUUUCAGACCAAGUGACAAGUACCACUAAUCUCCCUGAUGUACCUCUUUCAGACCAAGUGACAAGUACCACUAAUCUCCCUGAUGUACCUCUUUCAGAACAAGUGACAGGCACCACUAAACUCCCUGGUGUACCUCUUUCAGACCAAGUGACAAGUACCACUAAACUCCCUGAUGUACCUCUUUCAGACCAAGUGACAGGUACUACUAAACUCCCUGAUGUACCUCUUUCAGACCAAGUGACAGGCACUACUAAACUCCCUGAUGUACCUCUUUCAGACCAAGUGACAGGUACCACUAAACUCCCUGAUGUACCUCUUUCAGACCAAGUGACAGGCACCACUAAACUCACAGUGAACUCCUGAACACUGAUUAACAUAGGUUUACCAUAUAGUAUCUACUAGAUAGUUUUGGUUCGGUAGGUGACUGAUUAAGACAACAUUGUUGAACAUCACAGGUUUUAGUGUGUUUUGAGUCAUCAGGGCUAAGUUAAGUUUGAGGAUUUGAGGAGUUUGAGGGUUGUGUUUAUCUCCUCUUCGGAACAAUGGUUAAUGUUUGAAUGCCUCUAGAAAUGGAGAGUGUGUUAAAUGGUUUCUGACAGAGACUAUGGCAGCUUCCAUGCAUGGGGGCUAUGGCUGUAGGUUUAUGACUGUGUCACUCUCUGUUUUACAAUACCCAAUAAUACAUACUACACAUGCACACAUGAAAAAAAAGCAUACACACAAUUCUGGAGUGUCCCCAGGGACAUUGAUCCACCUGUCCCCUACGGAAAAACAAGAUGGCUGCCUGUGUGUGUGUGUGUGUGUGUGUGUGUGUGUGUGUGUGUGUGUGUGUGUGUGUGUGUGUGUGUGUGUGUGUGUGUGUGUGUGUGUGUGUGUGUGUGUGUGUUUGUGUGACCAGGUUUCCAUCCAAACUGUUUAUGCAAGUAAAGUAAAUGUCAGAUAAAACAUUUCAUGACAGGAAUGAUGAAAACUUUCCAAAUGUCGACAAAACUAAAUACGCAAAAUGGGAUUAUUUUGGGUCAGUAAAAUUAAUUAUGUGAGAAAUGUCUGUUGACACACUUUAUGCCAAAAUAUGCACUGUUGGAAGUCAGAAGUUUACAUACACCUUAGCCAAAUACAUUUAAACUCUGUUUUUCACAGUUCCUGACAUAUAAUCAUUGUAAAAAUUCCCUGUCUUAG
Molecule: messenger RNA, 4653 nt
Organism: Oncorhynchus kisutch (coho salmon)
Lineage: Eukaryota; Metazoa; Chordata; Actinopteri; Salmoniformes; Salmonidae
Product: serine-rich coiled-coil domain-containing protein 2-like
Exons: 12
Coding region: 1-2559 (852 amino acids)
Biological process (GO): microtubule bundle formation
Cellular component (GO): microtubule cytoskeleton
Molecular function (GO): microtubule binding
Source: RefSeq, a predicted model, not a curated record